Molecule: messenger RNA, 3687 nt
Organism: Polyodon spathula (Mississippi paddlefish)
Lineage: Eukaryota; Metazoa; Chordata; Actinopteri; Acipenseriformes; Polyodontidae
Product: probable serine/threonine-protein kinase nek3
Exons: 2
Coding region: 18-3608 (1196 amino acids)
Biological process (GO): actin filament bundle assembly
Cellular component (GO): actin cytoskeleton; plasma membrane
Molecular function (GO): actin filament binding
Source: RefSeq, a predicted model, not a curated record
AGUCUCCAGUUCAGGACAUGUGCUCUGCCUGUUUUAAGCCUGUGUACCCCAUGGAGAGGACGACAGCAGGUACAUCAAUAUUCCAUCACUCCUGUUUCUGCUGCAAGCACUGCCAAAAGAAAUUGAGCCUCUGCAAUUACGCAGCUCUUCUGGGGGAAUUCUACUGCAUAUUUCAUUACCAGCAACUCUUCAGAGAGAAAGGAAAUUAUGACGAGGGGUUUGGACGCAAGCAACACAAGGAUCAGUGGCUCCAGAAAAAUGCACAGCUUCCCACAGAACCUGAGCAUAAUGAGGAAAUGGCUUGCAGAGAUUCAAAGAGGGAGCCCAGCACUUCUGAAGGGUCACAAUCCCCAGCUGACUUGUCAACACCUGUACAAAAGCAAACAUUAGAGAGUAGAUCAGACCCCCCAAACAAGCUGAGAGUCAGCUGGCCUCCACCAACAAACGCAGGUGAAAAGUUACACACAUCACCUAAAGACACAGAGAAAAAUAAAGCCAGGGGGGGAUUUACUGACACAAAGCUAGCUUUAGAGCAAAAUAAAGAUGUUUCUGAGAGUGAGUCACCAGACAAGAUGCUGUCCCGGCUGGUAAAAAGUGAUUCAAGCAAAACACUUACUCUAUCUCCCUUCAUUUUAGGCAAACAAAAGGCUAGUCCCGUUUUUCCCACUCAAGCCAAAAAUGGGGUAGAGUUGAAGAGUCUGGAGCAGGUUAAGCAGACAGCAGCAGUAAGCGUGCCAGACAAACCACAGACAGUAUCGUCCAAGUCAGGGAAAGUGUCAGCCAUGAUUGCCAAGUUUCAAGAUAGCACACCUACAAAGGGAAGUCACAUUUCUCCAAGUAACAAAAACAAUGAGCAAACGCCUUUGUCAGGUAAGACGAUCAAAUCAGUUAAUUUCCUAGAGGAUAAAACUAUGCAGACCAGCAUGGUGAAGGUGACUAAGAGUGACAGAAAUUCAAAUACAGAAAAUGAAAACUACAGAAGCCAACUUAAAACAAAUCAGAAUAGUGAAGUAGACAGCAGUCCAGCAGCAUCUGCCCCCAACGAGGGAUCUAAACCUCUGGUCAGUUCCGAAGUGAAAACCAAGCAUAGUCCAGCUUCUCUCAAUGUGAAAGCAGGAUUAUUUACAGAACCAGUAGAAAACAAUCAUCUGAGUGAAACCCACAUGACAACUGUUGAUAGAAGUGUGAAAGAGGGACUCUCUUACUCUUCUGUUGAGAGCAAGUUCAUACAGUCAGAGCACAUAACCACAACUCCUACUAAUACUACUAAAGCAAUAGAACCAAACCUAUCAGUUUACAACAAAGAAGAAACUUCAAUGAAGCAUUCUCAUAGUGAAGUAAACCAUCCGGCUGUUUGUGAUGAAAGCUUGCCUAAAAGAAAAAUAGAAAUGAAAACUGAUGUUAUCGACACAUCAAAUGCAGACCUGAAGGAUACUGACCCCAAUACUGAGGGCAACCAACCCAGUACUCCAGGACAGAAUUCAUUAACUCCCAACUCAGAAGAGAAAGGCAGCUUUACAGAAAAUAAUGUAACCAACAGCAUGCCCAGUGUUAAUGGAAAUAGUGAAAAAACAGAGAAAGAAACAGAGUCCUCACCUAAAAAGAUUGAUGCUUUGAGCACCUCCAUCUCUAAAGGCAAAGAGAACGGGAAGACUCAUGCCAGGAAGGAGUCCUGGUCAAAAGCGACAGGGGUAGGAAAAAGCCCCUUCUUAAAGCUAUUUAAUCCAGGCAGCAAAGACAACAUUGACAAGAAGGAACAAACAGAAAGCAAAAAGCCUGAGGCAAAGCCCAGGUCUGUCUUGGGCAAAUUAUUCCAAUCUUCGUCAGAAAAGGGCAAAGAAACUAAAAAGGAAAGGGAAAAUGAAACUAAUAGUCCUAAAGAGGCUCUCGAGAAAGCUGAAGGCAAAGAGCAGGCUGAACCCAAAGAGGAAAUCCUCCACAAGGAUAACAAGAAUGCCAUGCCAGCUGAGGAACAUCAACAUGGCAGAUCUUCAGUCCCAACUGAAACUCAGGAUACUUUGGGUAUAGAGUCAGAACAAAUCAGACAAAACAUAGAUGUUAACCUUAUUGAAAACAUAUCAAAUGGCUCCUCAUCUGAAAACAUUAAUCAGUAUAGAUCUGCUGAACCCUUGUUAGCAGAAGCUGAAACCAAAGUCAGAAGCUCUGAUAAGAACAUCAACAACACAAUCAAAAGUAAGGAGGCUGACUUGAGUUUGUCAAAUAGUUCUCCAGUCGGAACUGUCAAUCCAUUUGGAGAAUCUGAAACCCUGUUAACACAAACUGAAACCAACUUCAACAGCGCUGAGAGGAACAUCAGCAUCACUCUCACAAGUAUGGAUCCUGCCUUCAAUUUGAAUAUAUCUACCCCAGAUCAAACCGAGCAUAGCCUUGAUUCAAACCUGGUACACGAUAUGUCAAAUAGUUCUCCAAUCGAAACUGUCAAUCCAUUUGGAGAAUCUGAAACCGUGUUAACACAAACUGAAACCAACUUCAACAGCGCUGAGAGGAACAUCAGCAUCACUCUCACAAGUAUGGAUCCUGCCUUCAAUUUGAAUAUAUCUACCCCAGAUCAAACCGAGCAUAGCCUUGAUUCAAACCUGGUACACAAUAUGUCAAAUAGUUCUCCAGUCGGAACUGUCAAUCCAUUUGGACUGCCUGAACCUGAGUUAACAGAAGAUGUGAGCAACGUUGAGAAAACAGUACCAAGUAUGGAGGCAGACGUUAAUUCGAGUUGUCAUAUCUCAGAGCAGGGAAGCCCUAAUUCGAGCAGUCCCUCAGACACCACGGAUCCAUACGUUCCCUGUGAAUCUGUGUUAACACAAACAGAAUCCCAUGUCAGAAACAUUGAAAAUACAGAAACACUUGAUUCUCAAACUGAGACCAUGCACAGUGUUCAAAGUCUAGCUUUUGAAAAUGCAGGAAACCCAUUUGGAUUGGAACAACCAUCUGCAAAACCAAUUGAAGAUCAUCUUGACAUAUUUGGAACCAGUACUGAACCUGUGUUCCCUAAUACAUCGCCGGCCCUGUCUUCUGCUGAGAGUGAUCAAUUCAAUAUCUUCAAUCUAAAUGUUGGAAGUGAGCAACUGGAAGGCAGCAGCACUCCAUUUGAUCCAAGCCAGGCUUCACUUAUGCAGGCAGAGGUUAAUACGAUAACACUGGAUGAUACUCUUGACAUUUUCAGCACAAAUAUUCAAAGCACGCCUCUGUCGAAUGUUGAUUUGUUUGGUGCUGAUUUUACAGGCUUGGACUCUUUCUCAGGGCAGUCAUCCUCCUCUUUUCCAGAAGAUAUCUUUGGUGUUGGGGAUUUUUCAAUAGCUGGAAGCGCUUCCUCAGAAACUGCUACCCAAGCAAUUUCCACCAACAACUUUGAUGAUAUCUUUGGCCUGGUACAGACAACUGUAUCCAGCCCUUCUGUUCCUGCUGUCCAGGGAGACCUUUUCUCUGAUGAUAUUUUUGGUUCACAGUCUUUAAUUGCACCUGCACCUACACAACCCAACACAGAGAAUGCUCUUGAUGGUCUUCUUGAUCCAGUUUUUGAUUCCACCAUCUUGACAGCCAUGGCUGACCAAAAAAAUAACAACCAAUGGCUUGAUGAUUUCUUGGGUUAAGGACGAGCUCAGGACGGGAGCUCCCAGGGGGCGGCGUAAUCACCGCCCGGGGGGGGGGGGGGGGGUUUAGGUCAGCCUG